Molecule: messenger RNA, 4545 nt
Organism: Anolis sagrei ordinatus
Lineage: Eukaryota; Metazoa; Chordata; Lepidosauria; Squamata; Anolidae
Gene: PLXDC2
Product: plexin domain containing 2
Source: RefSeq, a predicted model, not a curated record
CCCUCCUCGCCUCUCUUUUGCGGAGCUGCAGGGRGGAGGCGCCGGCCCUCCAUUGGCGGGGAGACCGACAGGGAGAGGGAAAGAGGCGGCAGAGUUGGGCUGAGGCGGCGCGGAGCAGAAAGGAGGCGCCCCCGGGCUUGGCUGGCGCCCCCCCCCCCCGCCUCUCCUUUUCUCCAUCCUCAGCGGGGAAGCCUCUUUCCGGAGCUCGAAAGAGGGGGAAGCGCCUGGGAGCCUCGCAACGCUCCCAAAGUGAGAGGAAGAAGCGCCUGGGUYGAAGCGGAGGAGGAGGAAGGAAGGGAAGGAGAACAGAGGCGCGCCGCUCCUGGCUCCUCUCCCCACGUUUUCCUUGUCUUUUCUCUCUCCUCCCCCCCUUUUCCUCCACUGUGCAAGUGGUAUCAGAGCCAAGCAGAAGGAGGAGCAUCCCGGGAGGGKUUCUUCUUCUUCUUCCAAGUCCCAUCUCCUCUCGGGCUUUGUUUUGGAACUGGGCGCCCGCCUUGGAGCUCCUCUCGUUCUCAAKCCCGCCUCGAAGCCCUCCUCUUCUCCCGCCAACCACCCCCAUCAUCCUCGCGUAGGAAAAAGAGGGGGUUUUGGGGGGCUCGGAGCCCCUUCAAGCUGCCCCUUGGGUUUGUUCGGCGUCUCUAAAGUGCGGGGAAAGGCGCUCCCGACCCGAGGGUCUGGUUGGGCGCCUUGCGAAGGCAACACAGAGAGCGCUCUGCUUUUCCUCCUGCUCUGGUGGAGUUCCGAUCCGGAGAAGCAAAGCAGGGUUUGGAGGAGGAAGGGAGGAGGCGAGGGAGGACCCUCUUCUUCUUCUUCCUCCUCCUCCGCAGUUUGGAAGAGUUUGGCACUUGGGCUGCGACCGCGCUUGUCCGCACACGCCCGCGAACAACGUACACAAACAACACGCCGCUUCCCUCCAUCGCUUUGGACUCGGGCUCGCCUCUUUCCUUUUGGUUUAUUUGGCUGGGAAAGGGAGAGCAGCGGGGCCACGCGGGCGGAUGCCUCCCUUGUCCUGGGCUCCAUGACAUCGGGUCGGAUUCGGGAUCCAAAGGGAGUGACUUUCCUUUCCCUCGGGAUCUGAAAAGGGGAAGGAAGGAAGCGCGCGGGGGGAAAGAGGGCCACGAAUCUCCCCCAAAGCUUUGGCUUCCCGGGGGGAGAAAAGACCAGAGGAAGAGGCCAAGGAGGAGGGCGCGCAGGAGCCCGCGGGGCGCGAUGGCCAAGCCGGGGGCAGCCCACCUCGCCGCGGCGGCGGGAUUGCUUUUACUUUUGCAGUGUUUCGCCGACCGGUUGCAGCUCAUCGGAGCCUUGGAGCCCAGAUCGAGCCACGGUACAUUUUAUGAAAUAGUUCAGCGUUUCCCUCAAGUGGAACAGAAUGUGCGUGUGGAUUCCUACAGAUAUAGCCACAGGUGGAAACGACAUUCAGAGUUCCUCAAGUCAGUUGACACCAAUAGAGCCAGCGGGGGUCAGGAAUCCUCAGAACCUGGAGGCUUCACAGACUUGAUGUUUGAUGACACACACGACAACACAACGCAGAUCGAGGAAGAUGUGGAUCACAAUUACUAUACUUCUCGGACCUUUGGCCCAUCUGAUUCUAUCAGUCGUGAUCUAUGGGUGAACAUAGACAAAAUGGAGAAAGAUAAAGUGAAGAUUCAUGGGAUCCUCUCCAACACGCAUCGACAAGCCGCAAGAGUGAAUCUAUCCUUUGAUUUCCCAUUUUACGGCCAUUUCCUACGUGAAAUUACUGUGGCAACUGGGGGUUUUAUCUAUACAGGAGAUGUUGUGCAUCGAAUGUUAACGGCUACACAGUACAUUGCUCCCUUGAUGGCCAACUUUGAUCCAAGUGUGUCACGAAAUUCUACUGUAAGGUACUUUGAUAAUGGUACUGCCCUGGUUGUGCAGUGGGACCACGUUCAUCUCCAAGAUAAUUACAAUCUGGGCAGUUUCACAUUUCAGGCAACUCUUCUCAAUGAUGGCCGUAUCGUUUUUGGCUACAAAGAGAUUCCUGUCUCAGUGGCACAUAUUAGUUCAACCAAUCACCCUGUGAAAGUAGGGUUGUCAGAUGCAUUUGUGGUCGUCCAUAGGAUCCAGCAAAUUCCAAAUGUCCGUAGAAGAACAAUAUAUGAGUAUCACAGAGUGGAGCUUCAGAUGUCAAAGGUUACCAAUCUGUCAGCUGUUGAGAUGAUUCCUCUACCUACCUGCCUCCAGUUUAACAGCUGUGGGCCUUGUGUCACAGCCCAAAUUGGCUUCAACUGCAGCUGGUGCAAUAAACUCCAAAGAUGUUCCAGCGGAUUUGAUCGUCACAGACAAGACUGGGUAGAUAAUGGCUGCCCUGAAGAGUCAAAAGACAACAUUUGUGAAAAAAAGAUAGAUACAACUCAAAUGCCUCCUCACACCAGUAUUGCCAUACAGCAAACAACAACAAGAUUCAGAGUUUUAACCACUACCAAAGGAGCCAUGACAUCCCAUUUGCCUACGAGUCUGCCCACAGAAGAUGAUACCAAGAUAGCUUUACAUCUAAAAGAUAAUGGAGCCUCAACAGAUGACAGUGCAGAAGAGAAAAAAGGUGGAACUCUUCAUACUGGCUUAAUUGUUGGCAUAUUCAUACUAGUCCUAGUUGUAGCGGCAGCAAUACUUGUGACGGUUUACAUGUACCACCACCCAACAUCAGCAGCCAGCCUCUUCUUCAUUGAGCGUCGACCAAGCAGGUGGCCUGCCAUGAAAUUUCGGAGAGGAUCUGGGCACCCUGCAUAUGCUGAAGUGGAACCAGUUGGCGAGAAAGAAGGCUUCAUUGUAUCUGAGCAAUGCUAGUGUUUUUCAGACAGUUCACAAGUAACUGGCCUACAGAGGACUAAGAUAUUUACUAUGCCUCUCAUUCAAGAAAAGGAAACCAAAAACUCCAAUCCAAGUGAGAGAAGCAGAAUUGACUUCUGGAUAAACUUUCUCCAAGGGGGAAAAAGAACUAUAUGGAUUCCUGGUGACCCUUUCAGUGAGAGGUGUUUUUUUUUUUCAGAGCAGAUUGAUAUACAAAAUUUCAGUUAUGUACCUCUGAAUACAGUAUGAGAGUGAUGGAAACAUUUGCCAUGUUCAUGGUUUAGGUAUUGGAGAUGUAGAGUAAUCCAGGAAAUGAAUGGAAAGCUUUAGUUCAGAACAGUGCUUCCUUAUUUGAUCCAGCACAGCAGUGUUGUGGGAUUUUUUUUUAUAAAAAAAGAACUGUUACAAAUGAGUGCCCUUUCAUGCCUGGAAGCACUGUUCCUUGUUGACAAUGCUGCUGGUGAUAUCAGUCCGAUGCAGAUAACAUAGCUUAGCCAUUUUCUAUAUUUACCACAAAUAAUACGAUUUCUGCCCCAUUCCAUAGACACAGCAUAUAUUUGGAAAUAGCAAAAUGUUUCUUGUAUUCUGUUAGGCUUAUAUCCUUUGAACGGUGAGUUUGUUUUUCUAAUCACAACUAUAGGUCUAUAGUUGACAAAUAUCGGAGCGUUUUGUCUUGAAAGCAAGAAGGUUUUUCACUAUGGUGAAACUGGGCUGUCAAACUGGAAUAUAUAUAUAUAGUGAAAUUGGACUAAUAUUCAGUUUCAAUGUUCACAAAAAUCAGACCAAAACUUCAGUGCUAUGCAUUAUUUACUUGGGAGUAAGCCCCGCUGAGCUCAGUAGGAUUUGCUUCUAAAGGAUUGUGCAUAGGAAUUUGGCUGUUAGUUUCAGAGAGAUUGCUUAUGGCCCUGUUGAAACAGAAAUAGUAUAAAUAGGCCUGGCUGGUGCUGGGCGAGAGAGAAAACUAGCCUUUGGAAUGGAGGAAAAAGGAUGAGAAGUGUUACUAUUCUUAACCCAUGCCAGUCUUGAGAACAACCUUCCAGUCCAAAUGUUGCAAUCCUUCAGAUUCAUGUAGAAAUAUUGUUUAAUGCACAUAGUAAUUGCAUAAAUAUAUAUAUAUAAAUAAAUAUAUAUAUUAAAAUAUAUUUUUGUUAUAGCUAACACAAGGCAGGCUCUUGUGACUGUUAAGAAUGCUUUUUUGCCAUCGAGACGAUGGAAAUAGAUUGCAUUUCUGCCUAUUUCCACUGAGUUGUAAAAUAAUCAUUAAUAUUAAAAUAAAAUUUUAUGUUACCUAGGGAAAGUGGUUCAUUUAAAUGCAAGGCCAUCAUUUUGCCUGCCUCUUGGAUCUACUGUUUCUUUUAACAACAAAACUUUUUCCUUUCCUGACAAGGGAAAGCAAGCUAUUUUUUAGAAACUUCCAGUAAAAUACUCCUUUGGGUGGAAAGGAGGGAAUGUACACUGAGCUCCUAAAACAUCUGCUCAAAUUUUGUAUGGACAGUACAUUGUGAACUUUGCCAUUCAUCACUUUUCACGUACCACAUAAACAAAGGCACUUGAAUCGUCGUAAGGUUCAAUAAACCAUCUUCAGGUUUCCAGUUUCUUCGGAUAUCUGUUCAGGUACCACCUUUAUGACACAUGUCUUUACAUUUUCAUGUCAAUACUUGUAUGGUAUCUGUUUUUUAAACAACAGCAACAUAAUUUUUACUUGUUAUUUCCUUCAGUAAAUAAUACAAUACCGUA